Molecule: messenger RNA, 921 nt
Organism: Saccharomycopsis crataegensis
Lineage: Eukaryota; Fungi; Ascomycota; Saccharomycetes; Ascoideales; Saccharomycopsidaceae
Exons: 1
Coding region: 1-921 (306 amino acids)
Cellular component (GO): cytoskeleton
Molecular function (GO): actin filament binding
Source: RefSeq, a predicted model, not a curated record
AUGAUCAAGACAACCACCGAAACCAAGAUAACCGCUACCGCUAGCAGCAGCAGCAAUAAUCAAGAUAACAGCAAAAAACCACCAAUCAAACAAGGAGCUCAAAACAUUAGUCAGGGUUUCCCUACACCAUUUCCAGUGCCAACCUCUUUUGCUUCGGUGUACCACCAUCGUAAAUGGAUGCUUGAACAUAUGGCUGGCGCCUUUAGAGUAUUUGCUCGUAAAGGUUAUAACGAAGGUGGUGCGGGGCACAUCUCUUUGAGAGACCCAGAAGACCCAAACACUUUCUGGAUCAACCCUUUGAAUAUCCAUUUUGGAUUAUUGAAAGCAAGUGAUAUGGUCAGAGUCGAUGAAGAAGGAAAUGUUAUUGGUGGCAACCAAGUUGCCGUGAAUGCUGCUGGGUUCAAAAUUCAUUCGGCAUUACACAAAGCCCGGCCUGAUGUCAACGCUGCUUGUCAUACCCAUUCCAUUUAUGGUAAAGCUUGGUCAUGUUUUGGUAAACCCGUUGAAAUGUUGAACCAAGACUCUUGUACUUUCCAUGGCUGUCAAGCAGUUUACACCGAUUUCGGUGGGGUGGUGUUGGAAUCCGAAGAAGGUGAGAAAAUCGCCGAGGCGUUGGGUGAACAAAAUAAGGUGGUGAUUUUGCAAAACCAUGGGUUGUUGACCACCGGAGAAACUAUCGAUGAGGCCGCUUACAGAUUCACGUUGUUGGAAAACACUUGUCAUGCCCAACUCUUGGCGGAUUCUAACCUCAACUUCAAAAAGAAUUUUAUUGCUGAUGAACAAGCCGCUUACACUAGGGAGAUGGUUGGUGAUUCAGAAACUUUGUACGGUGAUUUCCAAAACGAUUAUUUGAUGGAAGUGAAAUUGUGUAAUGGCGAUUUCUUGUUCCCAGAAGACUAUGACCUUGAAACCAUCAAAUGA